Messenger RNA from Dictyostelium purpureum, 1279 nucleotides. RefSeq lists its product as uncharacterized. The record is from RefSeq and is a predicted model, not a curated record. Lineage: Eukaryota; Evosea; Eumycetozoa; Dictyosteliales; Dictyosteliaceae. The annotation marks the transcript as partial. Gene Ontology annotation, cellular component: nuclear pore. The transcript has 3 exons.
AUGAUAGUAAAUAAAAUUUUAUUUCUAUCAUUUUUAGUUAUAUUUUUUUUAACAAGAUUUACCCAAACACCCCAAUUAAAUCCAAGUUCUUCAAUUUGCAUUCCAGGUACUAAAAUAAACUAUAAAUUAUUAACUAAAAAUAGAACUUUUUUAAAAAAUAUUCCAAACUCAACUUAUAUUUGGUCAUCAAGUAAUCCAAAAGUUGGAAAUACAUCCAUUGUUGAUGUCAAUUCUAAAGGUGUUAUUGGUAAUAAUAAUUGUGCUAGAUCUGUUGUCAUUGUUCAAGAACCAGACCAAAUUGUUUUUUCAUCAUCUCAAGUAGAGGUUGAAGUUGGUAAAAAAUUAGUACUCUCAACUAAAUUAUUAUCAAAUCAUUUAACAAAAGGAGUUCAUUUCGAAUCUUGCUCAAUUAAUAAUUUAGAAUGGAAAGUUAAAGAUGAUUCCAUUUUCAAAAUUUUACCACAUGAAAAGGUUGACCAACAAAAGAUAUCAAGUGACAUAUGUUCAUCUCGUGAAUUUUUGGCUCUAAAAGAAGGCUCAACUGUUAUUUCAGUUCAAUACAAUGGAAUGAGAGAAGAAAUUCGUAUUUUUGCUUCUCCACCAGCUGAUCAAAUAGAAUUUUUAUUAAGUUUAGGUUCAUCGGCCGAGGUUUCUUUCUGUGGUGAACAAAACUCACUCUCAAUCACUCCAGGUGAUAAUAAUUCAUUCAAAGUCACUUGUCAAAAACAAUCAAAUGAUCCACAAAAUGUUAUUGUGACUAUUAGAAACAAAAAGAGUAUUAGCAGCCCAUUACCAGAAGCCCGUUCAAUUAAAAUUCCAUUCUUUUGCCGUCAACCAUCAUAUGUUAAUAUUCAAUUUAUAAAAUUACCAACUGAAGAAGAAGGUAAACAAAAAUCAGGUGAAAUCAGUCGUUUAAAUAUUCAUAAUAAUAGUGAUUUACCAUUUAUUGCUAUGAAUUCUAUUGCUAAAUAUGAAAAAGGUAGUACCAAUUAUCCAAUUAUAGUUGCAGAUUCCAUCUUUAUUGCCGCCUUUGCUAUUGGUCUUUAUGUAUAUAAAAAACAUAUGUUUAUUUAUAUAUCAAAUUUAUCACAAAUAUCAACCUCUUUAUUAGAAUCAUUCCGAUCUCCAUUUCCAUACUCUUCUUUAGUAUCACCAAAUAGUUCACUAUUUAAUUAUAUAUCAAAUCUAAAUUUAUCACAAAUAUCAACCUCUUUAUUAGAAUCAUUCCGAUCUCCAUUUCCAUACUCUUAUUUAGUAUCACCAAAUAGUUCACUAGUUA